AUGAAGACAUUAACACUUCUUUUGGUUGCUGCAUUUUCUAUUAAUAACUGUAUAUGUGUGGAUAGAAAUAAUUUUAAAACAUGCGAUCAGUCCGGAUUUUGUAAAAGAUUACGUCCUCUGAAGCCUGAGAAAUCUCAAUACACUUUGAAUUUAGACAGUGUUUUCGUGCACGGUAACGUUCUUUCGGCAGAAGUAAUCACAGUUAAUAAUAAUGGAGAAAAGAAAAAUGUUGAGUGGCAUUAUGCUCUCCGCCUAUCAGCACUUGUUGAUGGCACUUUUCGUGUUGAAAUAGAUGAGGCUGAACCAUUGUACCCUCGAUAUAGAUCCAUGGUUGCUCUUGAUGGGGAACCAAAGGGGGAUAUAUUGAAAUUGAUAUCAAAUGAAAAUGGUAAACUGACACUGAAAAACUCACAAGGGCACAAAGUAAUUAUUACAGCUGAGCCUCUCAAAUUUGAGUUCCUUGAUAAGAAUGGUGAACCAGCAGUUGUCUUGAAUGACAAUGCUCAGCUAUUUGUAGAGCCAUUGAAGGUUAGAAAUGGGGAUGGAGAGGAGACUGAUAUAGAAGGUUCAUUGGCCGAGAACUUCAAAUCUCAUCAUGACAGUAAACCAAGAGGAAACGAAGCUGUCUCCAUCGAUGUGGCAUUCCCUGAUGCUGACCAGGCUUAUGGUAUCCCGGAACAUACGGACGGAUUCCAUCUUAAGACCACGACAUCUGGUGAACCAUACAGAUUGUACAACUUGGAUGUGUUUGAGUAUGAACUCGACAGUCGUAUGGCUAUAUACGGCUCUAUUCCUGUUAUGUAUGCUCAUGGGCCAAAGCGUUCAGUGGGUGUAUUCUGGCACAAUUCAGCUGAGACAUGGAUCGACGUGGUCAACUAUGGAGAAGGGAAUGUGGUCUCUUCUUUGGUCAAUCUGGUCACUGGUGGACAGAAGAGACGUGUGGAUGCCAGGUUUAUGAGUGAAAGUGGUGUGGUGGACAUCUUCGUAUUAAUGGGUGAUGCGCCAUCUGAUGUGUACCGUCAAUACUCGACGCUGACUGGAGUCACACCUUUACCACCGAAAUUUUCUCUGGCGUAUCACCAGUCCAGAUGGAAUUAUGUUGAUGAAGCUGAUGUGAGGUCUGUGGAUGAGGGAUUCGAUUCUCAUGACAUACCGUUGGAUGUUAUCUGGCUGGAUAUUGAAUACACUGACAACAGGAAAUAUUUCACCUGGCACCCGAUAAAAUUCGCUCAUCCAGCUGAAAUGGUGGGGAACCUAACAGCCAAAGGGCGGAAGAUGGUGGUCAUCAUUGAUCCGCACAUAAAGAGAGAGGCCGGCUACUUCUUCCACGAGGACUGCACCGAACAGGGACUGUAUAUUAAGAACAAGGAUGGAAAUGAUUAUGAAGGUUGGUGCUGGCCCGGUUCAUCAUCAUACCCUGACUUCCACAAUCCGGCUGCCUUCAAGUACUUUGCGGAAAGAUACCGUUUUGAAAACUUCCCAGGGACAAAUAAGGAUGUCCAUAUUUGGAACGAUAUGAAUGAGCCUAGUGUAUUCAAUGGCCCUGAGAUAACAAUGCCCAAAGACAAUCGUCACUACAAGCCCUCUCAAGAUGGACAAGAUGGCCUUGCCUCUUUCUGGGAACACAGACAUAUUCACAACGAGUACGGUGUAUGGCACAUAAUGGCGACGCACCAGGGAAUGUUGGACCGAAGCAACGGACAGUACAGGCCUUUUAUUCUAUCUAGAGCGGUCUACUCCGGCACACAGAGAUAUGCCGCUGUAUGGACGGGUGACAAUAUGGCGGAAUGGGGAUUCCUUCUCGCCUCGAUAUCUAUGUGUUUGUCUCUCGCGAGUGCCGGUGUCAGCUUUUGUGGGUCAGACGUGGGUGGAUUCUUCAAGUACCCCGAAGCAGAGUUGAUGACGAGGUGGUAUCAGGCGGCAGCUUUUCAACCGUUCAUGCGUGCUCACUCCCACAUUGAGACGAAACGUCGUGAGCCAUGGCUGUACGACGCGACCACCACUUCGCGAUUGAGGGACGCGGUUAGGCGGAGAUACGCCCUUUUGGACCUCUGGUAUACGUUGUUCUACGAACAUACUUUGGACCGUGUGCCCGUUAUGCGUCCAUUAUUGACCCAUUACCCCAAGGAGGAGCAGACAUACACUAUUGACGACACAUAUUUAUUGGGUGACAAAUUGCUAAUUCGUCCCGUUGUUGAGCCCGGUGUGUCCAGCGUAAAAGUGUAUUUACCGGGAAGGGAUUCCCAUACCGUUUGGUAUGACGUUGACUCCUUCCAACGCCAUGAAGCCAACGGAUAUUUCACACAAGAAGUCACUAUUUCCAAGAUUCCAGUGUACCAGCGCGGUGGCAGUAUAAUACCGCGUAAGGAGCGCGUGCGCAGAUCGUCUGCCUUGAUGGAAGAUGAUCCAUACACUUUGGUUGUGACCCUCGAUAUUAAUAAUACGGCCACUGGAACCCUGUAUAUAGAUGACGGAGAGACAUAUGACUUCAAGUCUAAUAAAUUCAUUUACGCUAAAAUCACAUACGAACAGACGGCCAUGAAGUAUAUUAUUACAAACAGCGGUAACUACCCGACACGCUCCUGGCUGGAACGAAUUGUAAUCGCCGGAAUCAAAUCUCCGCCUAAAUCCGCAAAACUCAUCCAAGAUGGUAAAUCCACUGCCCUACAAAUGACAAUCCAUCGCGGUAACGAUGUGCUCGUAGUACGCAAACCGGCCGCACUCAUGGCUAAAGCUUGGGAAAUACAAUUCUCAUAUUAA
This is a messenger RNA of Pieris macdunnoughi, 2760 nucleotides long. Lineage: Eukaryota; Metazoa; Arthropoda; Insecta; Lepidoptera; Pieridae. The record is from the annotation of a GenBank genome assembly.